Molecule: messenger RNA, 3649 nt
Organism: Peromyscus maniculatus bairdii (prairie deer mouse)
Lineage: Eukaryota; Metazoa; Chordata; Mammalia; Rodentia; Cricetidae
Gene: Abce1
Product: ATP binding cassette subfamily E member 1
Molecular function (GO): ATP hydrolysis activity; ATP binding
Source: RefSeq, a predicted model, not a curated record
CAUCCCUUGCGCGAGGCGGCGGCUGGAGCCCGCCAUCUUGGCCGCUGGCGGUAAGAACACGUUGUGUGGCCGAGGCGUGAGGGCGAGCGCUGCUCCGGCUCCCGCACGCCCUACUGUAAGGGGACCCUUGUCUCCAGGAGAGCCCGAUAUUUUUUGUUACAAUUAUGGCAGACAAAUUAACAAGAAUUGCUAUUGUCAACCAUGACAAAUGCAAACCUAAGAAAUGUCGACAGGAGUGCAAGAAGAGCUGCCCUGUGGUUCGAAUGGGAAAAUUAUGCAUAGAGGUUACACCCCAGAGCAAAAUAGCAUGGAUUUCUGAGACUCUCUGUAUUGGUUGUGGUAUUUGUAUUAAGAAAUGCCCCUUUGGCGCCUUAUCAAUUGUCAAUUUGCCAAGCAACUUGGAAAAAGAAACAACGCAUCGAUAUUGUGCCAAUGCUUUCAAGCUUCACAGGUUGCCUAUCCCUCGUCCAGGUGAAGUAUUGGGAUUAGUUGGAACUAAUGGUAUUGGAAAGUCAACUGCAUUAAAAAUUUUAGCAGGAAAGCAAAAGCCAAACCUUGGAAAGUAUGAUGAUCCGCCUGAUUGGCAAGAGAUCUUGACUUAUUUCCGUGGAUCUGAAUUACAGAAUUACUUCACCAAAAUUCUAGAAGAUGACCUAAAAGCCAUUAUCAAACCUCAAUAUGUAGACCAAAUUCCCAAGGCUGCAAAGGGGACAGUGGGGUCUAUUUUGGACCGAAAAGAUGAAACAAAGACACAGGCAAUUGUAUGUCAGCAGCUUGAUUUAACUCACCUUAAAGAACGAAAUGUUGAAGAUCUUUCAGGAGGAGAGUUGCAGAGAUUUGCUUGUGCUGUCGUUUGCAUACAAAAAGCUGAUAUUUUUAUGUUUGAUGAACCUUCCAGUUACCUCGAUGUCAAGCAGCGUUUAAAAGCUGCCAUUACUAUUCGAUCUCUAAUAAAUCCAGAUAGAUAUAUCAUUGUGGUGGAACAUGAUCUAAGUGUAUUAGACUAUCUCUCUGACUUCAUCUGCUGUUUAUAUGGUGUACCGAGUGCUUAUGGUGUUGUCACUAUGCCUUUUAGUGUAAGAGAAGGCAUAAACAUUUUUUUGGAUGGCUAUGUUCCAACAGAAAAUUUGAGGUUCAGGGACGCAUCACUUGUUUUCAAGGUAGCUGAGACAGCAAAUGAAGAAGAAGUUAAAAAGAUGUGUAUGUAUAAAUAUCCUGGGAUGAAGAAAAAGAUGGGAGAGUUCGAGCUAGCGAUUGUAGCUGGAGAGUUUACAGAUUCUGAAAUCAUGGUGAUGCUGGGGGAAAACGGUACAGGCAAAACCACAUUUAUCAGAAUGCUUGCUGGAAGGCUUAAACCUGACGAAGGAGGAGAAGUACCAGUUCUGAAUGUCAGUUACAAGCCACAGAAAAUCAGUCCCAAAUCAACAGGAAGUGUUCGUCAGUUACUACAUGAAAAGAUCCGAGAUGCUUACACUCAUCCUCAGUUUGUGACUGAUGUAAUGAAGCCCCUACAGAUUGAAAACAUCAUUGAUCAAGAGGUGCAGACAUUGUCUGGUGGUGAACUUCAACGGGUAGCUUUAGCUCUUUGUUUGGGCAAACCUGCUGAUGUCUAUUUAAUUGAUGAACCAUCUGCAUAUUUAGAUUCUGAACAAAGAUUAAUGGCAGCCCGAGUCGUCAAACGUUUCAUACUCCAUGCAAAGAAGACAGCUUUUGUUGUGGAACAUGACUUCAUCAUGGCCACCUAUCUAGCAGAUCGCGUCAUCGUGUUUGAUGGUGUUCCAUCUAAGAACACAGUUGCAAACAGUCCUCAAACUCUUUUGGCUGGCAUGAACAAAUUUUUAUCUCAGCUGGAGAUUACAUUCAGAAGAGAUCCCAACAACUACAGACCACGAAUAAACAAGCUCAAUUCAAUCAAGGAUGUAGAACAAAAGAAGAGUGGAAACUACUUUUUCUUGGAUGAUUAGAUUGAAUCUGAGAUUAUCAAUAAGCCGUUUACUUACUGGGAUUUUUAUCAUACAAAACUUCUUCGAUCAGGUUUUAUGGCCCCACAUACUCUGGAGCUUGAAGUAUGGUUUUCUUAAUGUGACAUCAAAAGCCAGUUGUCUUGUCAUUGUUAUUUAAGAACUUUUCUGUUCUUAAACCUCUGUGCAUACUUCGCUAAACGGAGACAUUUCAAAUAUGUAAUUAACCUCUAGAUUCUCAUGAUCUGCGGGGAGAUUUUCAGUUGUGUAUUAUAUUUAUGUACUAGAUGCUUGCUGGUGUUGCCCAUCUUUAAAAUCUUGGAUAAAAUCUGUAUUACCUGUUUGCUAAGUGUACCAGCAUAAUGAAAUUUGCCAUAUUUAAAAGCCAGUCAAAGACUACACUGCUAAGGUCUGAUAAAUAAACAUCAGGAUUAUAUUUGCUACUUGUUUUCAGUCUGUGCACUAUAUUAUCAGUGUUUAGCUGCUUCCAAGGAACAUUGUCUGCUACAAACACCAUUGUUGGAAGAUAGAUGUUUAUGACCAACUUAUGCAUUGUUUUUAAUGGGUUUUUUGGUGCUUUUGAACAUCUGUCAAAAAUUGUUUCAAUACCCUAAUUUAUCUCUGGGUUUUUGGUUUUUACACUCUAUAAGAUUCUAUAACAUUCAAAGUAAUGUUACUUUGUAAACAUAAAUUUAUAUAAUCACUGAUCAAGAUGGGAGGAGGGGAUUCUGAAUAAUAUUUGCUUCCUGUAAACCUGUAGGCUUAAGCUGAGGAGGUGGUUCAGUCAGUCAAGUGCCAGCUGUGCACACUGAGGACCAGGAUAUAAGACACAGUACAAUUCUAAUACUGGUCCUAGGAAAUGAUGUCAGACAGAUCCUAGAGCUCACUGGCUGGCCAGCCUAACAGAAUCUGUGAGUACUGUGUUCAGGGAAAGAUCCUGUCUCAAAAAGUUAGGUGGACAGCAAUUGAGGAUGACACCUUACAGCAAACCUCUGGCUCCAGCAGGUAUGUAUAUACAUAAACAUACACACACAGAUAUAGUCUUUAUCAUUGGUGCCUAAGUAUCUGGAUGUUAAAGUUUUGUUUUUAGUUUUGAGACUGAGUAUCCUGUAGCUCAGGUUGGCCUCAAACUCAUUGUGUAGCCAAGGACAACUUUGAACUUCUGAGCCCACUAACCAGGCUUGGAUUAUGCAGUGCUGAGAAUCAAACACAGGACUCUACAUGUUCGGCAAGCACUCUACCAACUGAGCCACACCCCCAGCCCUCUAUUUUUCUAGACUACAGAUGUUUCUGUUGAGCAACCAAGGGCAAUCUGAAACCACUUCUCCAAUGAGUGCCGGAAAUAGCAAUACAAAGUGUUCAGUGCUGCAGUACUUAUUCAUUUGUAGGUGUGGAUAUAAAGGACAUUAUCCAAACCUUACUAAUACGCUGAACUAGAAUUAUGAGGAAGGUAGAUUACAGUGAAUGAUGGGGCAGGCAGAACAAGAAAAUUAGAAAUUAUUUGACAAGACCUAGAACUUUAAAUAAUCUUAACUUGUAAACGAUAGGAAAUUUGUUUUGACUAGACCCCAUAGGCCUUCUAAAAAUGAAUUUAUAUGAACAAUCCGUAAGUACAUAUCUGUUGUAAAAGAAUGAAAUAUACAGAAAUAUAUGGAAUAAAAAUUUUCUCCCUUCAUGACUCUCUGAAA